GACUACUACUGAGAUCUUCUUUGCGAAGGGCAUUCGUGCUCGUCCCGAAGUCAAUCUGACCUCACCACCACCAUCACCAGCCGUGCUCUUCUCGCAUUGACGCCUCGUCUUUCAAACUGCGUCCUCGAUACGGCGCACUCUGCGCUCCAUCUCGCAGCCAUGUCGCAGGCGGAUGCGCAGAUGAGUCCCCCUGCUGGCCCAUCGAUAUCGUCCAGGCCCGAGCAUCCUGCUCCUGAAGCGCCAGCUGCGCCUUCAGAGGCCUCUGGGUUGAAGACGGAGUCUUCGAAAGCGAGCGCAGCCACAAGUUCCCCAAAGUCUGCGGCGGCAAGUGCGUCGCAAGUGCCUUUGUCCUCUACACGUGCUUCGGACGUUGGCUCGACUGUGCCUCAAGUGACACCUGCGAAGCGACCAGCUGGACCCUCUACGGCGCCCACGCCUACAUCGGGUGCCACAGACGCACCGCCUGUCAAGAAAAGCAACACUAGCGCAACUCUUCCUUCGCCACGGCCAGCUUCUGGUGCGGCAAACUCAAGGCCGAUUCCCAGCCCAGCCGCUGGCAACUCAGUCACCAGGCCGUCAGCCCCCAUCAGGCCUCCUCCACGGCCAUCUGUACGAGUGGUAUCAGGCGGUACAACUUCGGGCACAAGCUCCGCUACUAGCACGAGCACCAAACAGCCCGCAUCUGCAUCAGCGACUACUGCCAGACCAGCUAGUGCAGCAUCCAUUGCAGGCAGACCCCAAGUCCCUCGACCCCCUCAUCCUCAAGCCAGGCCGCAGGCUCGACCGCCUACCUCCGCCAACUCGACACGAAUUCAACCUCCAUCGGGUAGUGCUCCACGCCCUGUGGGACCCAGACCAUCAACAAUAUCAUCGUUUGCACCGAGCGGAGCUGCUGCAAAUCGUCCACACGUGCCAUCCCCUUCCACACCCCAGAGCUCAAACGCGCAUCGAACAAGCUCAGUGCGCCCGGACAACAGUUCUGCUCCAAAACGUGCACCUGUCAAGAGUCUUGCUGGAUCGCCUCGCGGGGACACAAAAGCUGGCCCAUCACCCUCUGCUGCUAAUGUGACCAGCUCGAGCGCCAGCACGAGCGCUUCGCCUGGCCCAGCGCCCAAGGACACUCGCAAGCGGAAAGUCGGGACUGCGUGCAUUUACUGCAGAAGGAGCCAUAUGACUUGCGACGAAAGCAGACCAUGCAAACGGUGCAUCAAACGUGACAUCGGUCAUUUGUGCCAUGACGAAGCUACACAGAGCAGCGUUUCUGCUGCGAAUCCGAGAAGAGGCUCUUCCUCUGCUAUUGCGACUGCAUCUGGCGCUGCAGGCGAUUCAAGCACGCAUGGUACUGCAAAAGUCACUCCGCCUGCUGGAAACAGCAAGGUUACUAAACAGCGGAAAGGUGAAGGUGCUCAGCAUGCAAAGGUCGGUGUGCCACCCGAGGGAGGUCCAACGACUGCUCGAUCUCCGGCUGGAAUGGGACCAGCGGCUCACCUUGAGGUCGGAGAGGCAGCUGAUGACUCGUCGGGUGCACCACCGGGUGACUUGUCCAUCGUCGCUCCUCCAGUGGGCGAAGGGAUGUCUCGUCCAGACAGUAGUGAACAAGCCAGCUUGUCCAAUCCACCAAAUGGACUGAUCACUCCCAACGCAGCCAGCGCAUAUAGUAAUUUUGGACAGCUGCCUUCCGCUGGGUGGAGCUGGGGAGGCACGGGAGCUAGCGCACUGGGUGGAGCGGGCUUUCUAGGACUGGGAGGUGGAGCCGCCGAUGAGCACGGCUUCAGCGCAACAGGCGACGCGGCAGGAGGCUUGGAGUUUAGCAUUCUGAGCGAGUUCCUAGAAUCUCUCGAUGGACCCGCGGGGCUUUCUAGCCCUUCGAACGGAGGAGCGUGGGGCCAGGCAGCUUCUAGCUCACAGGCGCAGGCGACCCCAAGGCUGUUUUCAAACGCGCUGGGAGAAGCCGCUUCCCGGGACGGAGUCGUUCCCAGCAGUGAUUGGGGGGCUUCCGGUGGCAUGGGCUCCACGCCUGUCAGUUCAGGUGGGAUCAUGCUGGAUGCGACGCUCAGCUCCAUGGCCCCGAGCUCGCCAAGCACGAUGGGAAUGAUGCCUCGUCGUUCUAAUCAAAACAAUGAUGUUUUUGGUACUCCUGGUGCGAGGCAUCGGACACGAGGGCUCUCUAGUUCUUCCAUGAAUGGUCCUGGAGGGAUGGGAUCCAGAUUGGCAUUUACCACUGCACCUACACCCGCUUCGGUCGCUGCUGCUGCUAGCGCCGCGACUGCCCCGGAAGUAGAUGCCAGCGGAAGCUCCAUGAGCCCGCUCUUCCCGUCCACUACACCCCGAAGCGGCGAGAAUGCAUCACUAAGUGUCGUCACAGGCGCUCCUACGGCCGCUGGUGCUGGCAACGGCGCUUACGCCCCGGUUCUCAAAGGCUUCAGCUCCAAGACCGAAAAGUUCUUCUUGACUGCUGCAGAUCAGAAUGAUGCGACUAGAGAGGAAAGGUUAGGAAAGGUCAUCCAGGCGAAGUAUGACGCCGGCUUGCUCAGGCCAUACAACCACGUCAACGGCUAUGCCCGGCUCAACAGAUGGAUGGAGUCUCAUUGCUCGCCCGCCUCACGUCGGAGGAUCCUGAAGCCUCUUUCAGUCUUCAGACCGGCUUUCCGAGCAGUGGCCCAGCAGCUGACCAACAUCGACUUGAUCUACAUUGAGGAGGCAUUUGAGCGACUCUUGCUCGACUAUGACCGCGUCUUUUCCACCCAGGGCAUCCCCGCUUGUUUGUGGAGGCGCACUGGGGAGAUAUACAAAGGAAAUCGAGAAUUUGCGGAAUUGCUUGGAGUUGGGAUAGAGCAGCUGAGAGAGGGCAGACUGUGCAUAUACGAAUUGAUGGAUGAGGAGAGCGCUGUCAAUUAUUGGGAAAAAUAUGGCGCGGUAUCCUUCGAUCCUGGCCAAAAGGCUGUAUUGACGUCUUGUGUGCUCAAAAUACGCACUACUAGCUUCGCGAGCGGAGGGUGGGCUGCGGCCGGAAGGCCAUCCAGCAACUCUAGCGUUAACGCUUCUGCUGUUGCUGCGCACCUGCUUCCUCAAGGAAGUGGUCUGAACAGUGCUUCCAACUCCGCGCCAGGCAGCAUCAGCAACGGCGGCGCGGAGAUGAAUGGUUCGGGCAACGCAUCUAGAAGAGGAAGCGUGGCUCAGUCGUCUGCCUCUGCUCUGAGAGGGGCUCAAACCAUGUCUAGAAGCAACACGGCCACGCAAGAAGAUGAGCCUGGCAUUGUGAGAGUCAAGUGCUGCUUCUCCUUUACCAUCAGGCGAGACGCGUGGAACAUACCCACGCUUGUUGCUGGCAACUUUAUACCUGUGCAGAAAUGAUCUCGUCAUUCUGUCGCCCCACCUCCGCGAGAGAACCUCACACUUGCCAUUGUCUAAUUUGCCUCGUCUCCUGUCUCUGUUGUAAUUUGGAGCCGAUAUGUACCAUCGAUUGCCUGCAAUGCAAACCAAGAAUCACACGG
Ceraceosorus guamensis is the source of this 3494-nucleotide messenger RNA. RefSeq lists its product as hypothetical. Lineage: Eukaryota; Fungi; Basidiomycota; Exobasidiomycetes; Ceraceosorales; Ceraceosoraceae. The transcript is spliced from 5 exons. Gene Ontology annotation, biological process: regulation of DNA-templated transcription. The record is from RefSeq and is a predicted model, not a curated record. Gene Ontology annotation, molecular function: DNA-binding transcription factor activity, RNA polymerase II-specific; zinc ion binding; RNA polymerase II transcription regulatory region sequence-specific DNA binding. Gene Ontology annotation, cellular component: nucleus. Bases 160 to 3354 code for a protein of 1064 amino acids.